Messenger RNA from Dromaius novaehollandiae (emu), 5733 nucleotides. RefSeq names its product leucine rich repeats and transmembrane domains 2 (gene LRTM2). The transcript has 5 exons. The coding region runs from base 704 to 1816 and encodes 370 amino acids. Gene Ontology annotation, molecular function: protein binding. Gene Ontology annotation, cellular component: glutamatergic synapse; GABA-ergic synapse; postsynaptic density membrane. Gene Ontology annotation, biological process: axonogenesis; regulation of presynapse assembly; positive regulation of synapse assembly. The record is from RefSeq and is a predicted model, not a curated record. Lineage: Eukaryota; Metazoa; Chordata; Aves; Casuariiformes; Dromaiidae.
GAGACCGAAAGCAAGCAACUGCUCUUUCUCCAGCAUGGGUUGAGAGAAUCAAAAUCUUCCGAGCUCCUUCCGCUGGGUGUUUCGGAGCAGAGCCUGCCUGCUCGGCGGGGUGAUUCCUUCGCAGUGUCUGUGCGCGUUCCUGUGCGUGUGCUGCUGCCACUGCAUAUGUACCCCCAGCUGUCACUUCACUGCGCUCAGUCGCUCCCUCUCCCGCCUCUCUCUCUCUCUCCCCGUAUUUAUUAUUUACAGAGGAUUACAGUCCCUUUCCCACGCUGCCGUCUAACCGUGCUGCUUCUCUGCCCACUGUGCGGGGUGACCAGCUGGCUAGCACGCAAGGAGACGAGGGCUCGUGCCAACAGGAGUCCAGCGAGAGCUCACCGGGCAACAGAGGGAGCUUCUGCAGGAUUUGCUUUGGGAAUUGCACAGGGUUCGCUGGAAGAGCUGGCUCAGAGGAGGGUCCAUGCUAGCUCGAGAACAGGAGUUAAAUAGAGCACACAGAAAGCCUGCUGCCGGGGAGUGAAAGUCAAGGAGGGAGAGGGAAGGCAGAGACUGUAAUUGGACAGUGCCCAGGAGUCGGGUGAAAGUGGCUGCGGGCAAAGCCCCUCCAGGAUCUGAUAGGCAGGCUGCAAGGUCACUCCUCCACCCUCUGGGGCCGUGUGCCAGGCUGGCUGGUGGAUGUGAAGACACGCUGGAGAAGACAACCAUGUUGCCCAUGAGUGCCAGCCACCGGUGGAGGAGCAGCUUCCCCAUGAGGUGGCGAGAGGCUUGCCUGCUUGGCUGUUGGCUGUCACUAUGUGCUGCAGAGUCCUUCUUUGCUUGCCCUUCCUCCUGCAAGUGUAACAGUGGUAAUCUGGAAGUGGACUGCAGUGGCUUGGGCCUCUCUUCCAUCCCCUCAGACAUCCCCACAAACACCAGGACCUUCCUUUUUCUCAACAACAAACUCAGCAUCCUGCCAGGACCAGUGUUUUCCAACCUCUCUGCCCUACAGAGGCUGGACCUAUCCAACAACUUCUUGGACCAGCUCCCUCAGAACAUUUUCAGUGACCUGGGGAACCUCACAGAGCUCCAGCUGAGGAACAACAGCAUCAGGGCCUUGGACAAGGACCUGCUGCAGCACACCGCCCUGCUGCGUCAGCUGGACCUCUCCAUCAAUGGCCUGGCCCAGAUACCCUCGGGCAUCUUUGAUGACCUGCCUGCUCUCCGCUCCCUCUCUCUCAGGUCUAAUCGCCUGCAGAGCCUGGACAGGGUGACCUUUGAACCUUUAACCAGCCUGCAGCAACUCCAAGUUGGGGAUAACCCCUGGGAAUGCGACUGCAAUCUCCGAGACUUCAAGCACUGGAUGGAGUGGUUCUCCUACCGAGGUGGGAAAAUUGACCAGCUGGCAUGUACCCUGCCCAAGGAGCUGAAAGGGAAGGAUAUGCGAAUGGUGCCCAUGGAGAUGUUUAACUACUGCUCACAGCUGGAUGAUGAGAACAGCUCUACCGUGCUGGACAAUACCGGCCCACCCUGCACUAAAGGAAGCCCAACUCCUUCCAAAUCUAAAUCGGGCCCAGAACCAGAGGUGGAGCCCAGUGUGGGAUGCCCUCAGAAACAGCGAUACAGGCCUGUGAGCGUGCGCCGGGCUAUUGGCACUGUGAUCAUCGCAGGGGUGGUUUGUGGCAUUGUGUGCAUCAUGAUGGUGGUGGCAGCAGCUUAUGGCUGCAUCUAUGCAUCCCUCAUGGCCAAGUACCACCGGGAGCUGAAGAAGAGGCAGCCACUCAUGGGUGACACAGAGGGUGAACAUGAAGAGCAAAAACAAAUCUCUUCUGUGGCAUGAAACCCUUCUAAGAAGGCAAGGACAGCAAUGAACAAAGGUACCUGAGAGCUGCCAAGCAUGGGGUCCUCCCAAAAUACAUCUUCCCAGACAGACAGACAGACAGACUGUGCUAUUGCUCCACUCACCCAAGUAGUGCAACAUGCUUCUGGGGGGUCAGGACACCUCGCUCUAAUUUCUGUUCCUCUGCCCCAGGCCCCUUUUGUGCCCUUCCAUCCUUGGGCCCUUCCAGGCAAAUAAAGUAGAGUCAGACCUUGAGUGCUUGCUGUGCCUCAUGCCCUUGCACAGAGCUUCCCUCACGUGCCUGCUUUGGCAGCAGCUGGCACCUUCUGGGAACCCGUGCCAUCCCCCCAGCUUCAGGACUGAGUUCUCCUGUGCCCUGCCCAGAGCUCUCUGCAGAGAACAGCUCUGUGAAAGCUCAUGGACACCAGGCAAGUGUCCAUGCCUCACUGUUAGGGUCACUGCUGUUGUGUGAGAGUAACUUGCUCCUUACCCAACAAGUCAGUGUGGCCAAGAGCAUGUUAGAAGGGGUGGAAGGUCUUUCGGAGAUGACAACUGUCUGAGGGAGAUUUCCCUUCUCACUUUCAGAGGUGGAAGGAUACCUACAUCAUUCCAACACUGCCUGGGAGCACAAAGUUCUUUUUGCUCCUGGCCAAGGACAAGUCUACAAGCUGACACAUGUGUCAUCCUUUAUAGGUACACGGAGACAGAGCCAUGCUCCUGUACACACACACACACACUGACUCACUCUGAUUCCAACACACAUACACACAUAUGCAGACAUUGCCCCACUCCAUACAUCCAGGCAUCCCAUCUGUGCAUGCAGAGCCUCAUGCGCACAAACUGAUCUGCCCUGUGCAUGCAGCCAUGAACACAUUUAAACACUCUACCUUAUUUUUAUUAUAACAGCACAUAGCACCUUCUGGUUCAGAGAAAAUACGUGAACCCUGCCACUGAGGAGCUAACAAAAACAUUUCAGCCAUAGAGCAGAGCCAGUGGGGGAAGAGGCAGGAGAAAAUAGAGAAAGGCAAAAUUAUUAAGGUUAUAGCAUGAGUCAGCAAAGAUGAGUACAGAGCAUGAAAAAAGGUGUGUUUUUGUUAUCCAUUUUAUAUUUUCUAUGAUAAAUGGAGAGGGUGAAUGAUACAAAGCCUCAAUCCGCAAGCGUCUGAAGGGCAGACAGGAGAAGUGGGUCAUGAGGAAAGACAUAAAGGAGAAUGCGGCUCACUAGCCUAGGUAGCGCAAGCCACACUGAGGGAUGGUGUGGCCUAAGGGGGAAUUGCGGGAGGAAGAAAACAAACAGCCUCAGAGCUGGCAUUGCUGGCAGAGGGGCAAGCAUGGUGCACGGAGUAGGGCAAUAUAGCUGCAGUGACUGCAGAAACGGGGCACAAUUCUGGAGGGUCUUUAGGUGAGGGCAAAAAUCUGGACCACAGCACGGCACAGGAGGGAGAGCCCACGGAGGAGCUGACAUGGUACAUGGCGCACGUACGCUCACCUCACAACCACUGCUAUGUUCACCGCCAGCUGCAGCUGCACAAGUGUGCCCAUAUACACAACUGCACACACUGCCACUGUCACAUAGGGUAACUUUCUCCAACCAGAUUUUAAAGCCCUCAGACUGCAGUGCCUCAUAUUAGUCUCAGCUCUUUACAACCUGACAGGAAAAAAAAUAAAAGUGAGAGAGGAAAAAAAAUAAAAGGAAAGGAACCUAACAUAAGGACUCAUUUUAUAUCACUGGAAGUGGGAUAAAAUGCUGUCGCCAGAGGAGAGUGCACAUUGCCAUGGUAACCCGCUCUAACCCGUCACAGUGGGUAUUCCUGGGCUAGGAAGAUGACACUGGAGGUCGUGCAUCCGCAAUGCCUGUGGAUGGUGUGAUCCUCACCAUCAGGAAACAAGCUGGCAGCAAGCUCAGCUUUGCACGGUGUUUCACUGAUAACCUGUGUGAGAGGCCAGGAUGCACUACAAGUGGACCCUGCCAGGGCACGGCACCUCUUCCCCCUGCUCCAGCUGAACCCUGAUGCCUUUGGAUGUCUUGCAGAACUCCUGCUCAGUGCUGCUGGAUCCCUGUGGAAGUGAUUCAUGCUGGUUCUUCACCCCCUUCUGGUCCCAGCUGGGUUGUUGUACUGACCCACGGGAACACAAUGCCAAGUCUUUAAUCUGAGUUUGGAGUGGCACAGUUCCUCCUGACCUGCCCAGGCCCACCAGAGGCAAAGAGACAGGACUGUUUUCGCAUGACUUCCCUUUGAUACAGGGAUGCAGCGGACACAGGAGGAUGUUCUUCAGGAACCAGAAGACCACACUGCCCUGGAAGAAGGACUGGGAGAAGCAGUCCACCCACGAGUGUGUGCACACACCAUAUCCCUCACCGCCAGCACACUGCACGCCGGGAGGAGGAAGAGGAGGAGGACGACGACAAGGUGAGCUGGCAAGAUGUGAGGAGGAAGGACUCUGCCCCCAUGCACUGUAUAGCCACUCAAACCAUCCCCAUCUGCUGCAACCGUAGCCCGUGCUGAAGGGCAGAACUGGUGCACUGCAGACUCCUUAUGUGUGUGCUGCUCCACAUUCCCAGCAAGCCAGGACUAGAGUAACUGCUGGAUCCAAACCUCUCCCCAACCCCCCUCUCAGGGGAACUUCUCUUUACCAUACCGGACUCCGCAAUCAUACUUGAAAUGGGACUUGAGUCAGAGCGGGAUAUUUACAGAUAUAUAUUUUACUUGCAUCAAAUAAUGGUGAAACAUUGCACAAAACAAUUGGGGUGUGUGUGUGUGUGUGUGUAUGAGAGAGAGAGAGAGAGAGAGAGAAUGAGAAUGUUUUUAAGUGGAUAGACAAGAGGUAAAAUAAAUGGAAGGGAGGCAUGGGAGGAUGUGAGGAGGAAAUCUCCCUUUCCUGCACCUCCCCUGUGACCUCCUCCUGCCCUGACCAUUUUUCUUUGUUGCUAAUAAUAUUUUCCACAUCUUGUGUUAGGGGGCUGAUGAUGACCUUGCCCAUUCUUUCCUCCUUGUUUUCAGUUAUAAGGCAGAAAGUCUGGAUUCAUCUUAACCCUAGACAAGGGACUGGUAUGUUUAGAAACCCACCCAGGAAAGGAGAAGACAGGAAAAGGGAGAAAAGAGAGUUGCUGAGAAACAUGAAGGCUGGAUGCUAUGGGGAGUCCCACUGGAAAGCAAAUCCUGUACUUUGAAAGACAAGGCGCUGUCCUCUCUCAUGCAGAGCAGAGCAACAGGGUUCACUGGGAAAUGCCCUUGUUAUAUCACUGCUUGCAAAUAGGCUCUUUCUCUGCUCCCUAGCACACCUGGAAAGCAGGCUGCUCUAGUGGGACUGAGCUUUUGCACUGUCAACAGGCACCUCUGGGUUGCAUGGGAUCCAACAUGGUCAGAAGCGAAGCUCUCCUAUGGGAUGCUGGAUGUAGGAGAGCCAGUGCUCCUCAUACGCUCAGGAAAGGGGUUCCUCUGGUGUGUGGGGCAGGAGGCUCCCACUCUCCCUGCAGGCACGGUUGGGCAGGGGCGGGGGGGAUCCCAUUAAACACACCCUUUGCUGCAGGUAGGAGCACCAAUGCCACGUGCACGUGCCUGCCCCCAGGAAAUGCUCUCUGGGGGCAGGCAGGCCCAAUCAACAUGCCAGGGUGAUGUGGCCCUUAUGAGCAGGCAGGCCCACCAGAAAUACCCCUUCUGCUCCCCCCGCUCCCCCUCCCCACACACCCACCUGUGGUGCAGGCAGGCACAUUUCUUGCAGGGAACAGAUGGCACUUGUAAUUUCUUUUUCUUUUUGUUACUGUUUUGAGGGAGAGCAACAAGAAUUUCUAAAACGAUUGAAUGGAGGUUUCUUUGGCAUGAGACAGAAGAUUUUUAAAGGUAUAUUAUAUUUCUGGCUUGUUGUUACAGAAGAAUAAUAAAGAAUGUAUUUUCCUAUGCUCCUCAUUGUUUAAA